Drosophila busckii is the source of this 1053-nucleotide messenger RNA. Its product is annotated as splicing factor YJU2. Lineage: Eukaryota; Metazoa; Arthropoda; Insecta; Diptera; Drosophilidae. Bases 68 to 1003 code for a protein of 311 amino acids. Gene Ontology annotation, cellular component: U2-type catalytic step 1 spliceosome. Gene Ontology annotation, biological process: mRNA splicing, via spliceosome. The transcript is spliced from 3 exons. The record is from RefSeq and is a predicted model, not a curated record.
CUCUAAACAAAACCAAAACACAAAACGUUUGUUGGCAUUUUUGUUAUCUUAAAAGAAAAGAGCUAAAAUGUCGGAGCGUAAAGUCUUAAAUAAAUACUAUCCGCCGGACUUCGACCCGUCGAAAAUUCCGCGCAUGAAGCUGGCCAAGAAUCGGCAAUAUACUGUACGAUUGAUGGCACCCUUUAAUAUGCGCUGUAAAACGUGCGGCGAGUACAUAUACAAGGGUAAAAAGUUUAAUGCACGCAAGGAGGAUGUGGAGAAUGAGACAUAUUUGGGAAUACGCAUCUAUAGAUUCUACAUCAAGUGCACGCGCUGCCUGCAGGAAAUUUCUUUUAAGACAGAUCCACAGAACACAGACUAUGAGAUUGAAGCGGGUGCCACGCGGAAUUUUAUGGCGCUGAAACUGGCAGAGGAGCAGGCCAGACGAGAGGAGCGUGAAUUACGCGAGGAGGAAGCAAAUAAUCCCAUGAAGCUACUCGAGAAUCGAACCCAACAGUCGCGUAAUGAGAUAGAAAUGUUGGAAAGUCUGGAAGAGCUGCGAGAUUUAAAUAGACGUCAACAAACUGUGGACUAUACAACUAUGUUGGAGCAGUUUAAUCCAGUGGAAACAGAAACAGAGCGGCUAGAGCGAGAAGAGCGGGAGGACGAGGCAUUAGUCAAAUCUAUUAGCUUUCGUAGCAAAGCGGAGGGCGGUACACGCAUUGUAGCUGAGGAAAUCAUUGAGGAGGUAAAGGAGGAAUCGGAAUCACCCACACCUGCCAAACUGUCAAAGCAAGGUGCAAUGUUAGCGCCCAUUGCCACUAAAGUGCCUAACACGCAGCCUUUGGUUAAGCGUAAGACACCCUUGGUAUUGGUUAAGCCAAAGACAGUAUCAACAGGGACAAGUGCAGCUCCAGCUACAACAGCAAAACCUACAACAACAACUACUGAAGCUGGCACCUCCAAGCCCGCUGGCUUGUCGCUCCUAUCCGCUUAUAGUGACAGCUCAGAGGAUUCCAACUGACCUUUGCUUUGCGUAAAACAUUUUGCAUUUCACACGUGUAUUAAUAAAGA